Ornithodoros turicata is the source of this 1294-nucleotide messenger RNA. RefSeq names its product 3-hydroxyanthranilate 3,4-dioxygenase-like. Bases 240 to 1238 code for a protein of 332 amino acids. The transcript has 3 exons. Gene Ontology annotation, cellular component: cytoplasm. Lineage: Eukaryota; Metazoa; Arthropoda; Arachnida; Ixodida; Argasidae. Gene Ontology annotation, molecular function: 3-hydroxyanthranilate 3,4-dioxygenase activity; iron ion binding. The record is from RefSeq and is a predicted model, not a curated record. Gene Ontology annotation, biological process: 'de novo' NAD+ biosynthetic process from L-tryptophan; quinolinate metabolic process.
CCACAAGCGACAAGUGCCGAAGCCGUUCGUGUGGCGUGCGAUGCAAAACAGCAGUGACCGGGAUGCCGGCUAGGUGUACGAAAUAACUGCGGAUUAUCCAAUAGACUCAUCGAAUCGUAGCCCCUACCUCGCACAGCGAGAUCGCCCACCCUGGUGUCAUCACUGCCCCUGCUAAGCAAGAAGCACCUGACACACCACUGACAGUCCACGUAUAACAGGAGGACCCGAGAUAUCUUUUAAUGGCCCUAUACACCAUGCGUCAACACGAGAGAGCUGCUAUAAACUGGGAGGUUUAUAGCAGCUUGCAGAAGACAAGGAAAAAGUCUUUAAUGCCGCAGACGAACCACUGUGGAAGCGUCUGCAUGCCACACCAGGCCACCGCCAUGGAGCUGUGGAACAACAUGGACCGAUGGAUACUGGAGAAUGAAUCUUACUUUCUGCCGCCGGUGUGCAACAAGAUGAUGCACAAGGAAGGGCAGCUCAAAGUGUUCUUCGUCGGAGGACCAAACCAGAGGUACGAUUACCACAUUGAAGAAGGCGAAGAAAUGUUCUACAUGGUCAAAGGCGACAUGGUGCUAAAGGUGCUGGAACGUGGUAGACCCAAAGACGUGGUCAUCCGCGAAGGAGAAGUGUUUCUGCUGCCCGCGCGAAUUCCGCACUCGCCGCAACGCCAGCGGGACACCGUUGGGCUCGUCAUAGAGCGGGAACGCGCCGAAAACGAGCUGGAUUGUCUCAGGUACUAUACAGAUGAACGAUGCAGCCAGACACUGUUCGAGCGAUGGAUGCACUGCAAGAACCUAAACCACGACCUGGUACCAGUCAUCAAUGAAUUCCUACACUCGGAGGAAUACCGAACAAAGAGGCCUGGAAAAAUGUCCUUCAUCUCGAAAGAAGCCUAUAGCAUCGACAUUGAGACCACACUUGAACCACCCUUCAAAUUAGACAAGUGGCUUCAGCAACACCAACGGGAACUUAGUUCUCCUGGCUCGAGCAGGUGUCUUUUCCAGGGCAAGCACCAAUCGGAUAUCAUGGUGUUUGGUGCAGGGACUCACAGUAGAAGGAAUAAGAACUACGAGACGUUCCUCUGGCAGACGUCUGGAUCAUCGAGUGUGAUCGUAAACAACGUUCAGCAAUGCCUCAAUAUCAAUGACACAUUCCUCGUGACUGAGGAACACGAGUUCUGCUUCAGCAACUCUACUGAUGGACGCACAAUUGCUGUAUCCAUGCCACCGCUCUAGCCAUUCGUAAAAUUGCUUUCGUACCACGUCACACCAAUACAGAUGCUUCGACUUUA